AUGGCCCAAGAGAUGUUUCACGAAAUAGCAAGGUGCUCCCCCGCACCAAAUGUGGCGAUUAAGAUUGAUAUGGCUAAGGCCUAUGAUAGGGUCCAAUGGAGCUUCCUAACUAAGGUUCUUAGGCGCAUGGGCUUCCCGGAUGCAUGGAUAAGCCUUGUCGAACGAUGUAUAGGCUUAUGCUGGUUCUCAGUUCUCAUUAAUGGCGUUCCCGCUGGGUUCUUCAAAUCAACCCGAGGGUUAAGGCAAGGAGACCCCAUCUCCCUGGCUCUUUUUGUGAUAGCCGUGGAUUACCUAUCUAGGGCACUCGACAAGCUCAUUCUUGGCAAGAAGGAGAUGGUAUUCAUGGCCUCCAGGAAGUGCAUGGAAAUCAGCCACCUGGCUUACGCUGAUGAUAUUAUCAUUUUCACCCAAGCGGUGGCAAUCUUUAAUUGGAGGAUGGUCUCACAACUUCCAUGGCAAUCUUUAAUUGGAGGCUCUUAUCUAACCGGAUCCCUGUUGAUUCGAAACUUCAAUGGCGCAAGAUCGAGCUCGCAUCCAAAUGCAACUGCUACCCCCACCGGCUGA
This is a messenger RNA of Salvia splendens (bonfire salvia), 564 nucleotides long. RefSeq lists its product as uncharacterized. The coding region runs from base 1 to 564 and encodes 187 amino acids. Lineage: Eukaryota; Viridiplantae; Streptophyta; Magnoliopsida; Lamiales; Lamiaceae. The transcript has a single exon. The record is from RefSeq and is a predicted model, not a curated record.